UCUCACGGAGACACCAGGUGACUGAGUUUAGUGUUUUCAUCACUUACACCAAAUGGACGUAUUUCUUAUAGACACCAUUCACAUUAAGUUGUACGUAACAUAAAUAGUUUAUUGAAUAAUUUUGAUUUGAUGAAGUGCUGAGUGAGCUUUAAAAAAUUUAAUGAUGAGGAAAAUUCAAUCUAUGUUUUUUUUACCUUUAACUGCAUGUGUACUUAUUAUCAUCGCAACAAUUCAAAUAGUGGCAAACAACAACUCCUACAAAUUAGAAACCAAUUUGUACCGUCUCCAAGGACAACCACUCCGCUUGUUACGCAGUACGGACGGUCUUCAAUUAGAAAACCCUGUAGAAAAAGAUGUCUCGCAGGGUGACGAAGGAAAUCAGUUUCACAACAAUUCGUUUCGCAGUAAUUUUCACCAACAAACGACCGAAAGAUUAAAUAUUAAGACCGUGAUAGCAAAUGGUACAAUAUCAGGCGCCAAUCAAACGGACUACCCGCUAGGUAUCAAGGUUGGGACACUAGUAAAGGUUGUCAGAGAAAACGGAACAGCAGAGGUUGAGCAAAGAGUCGGUAACAAAUAUCGUCUACUUAAAAGAGUUGGAGGUGGAGGUUUUGGCCAUAUCUUCCUUGGUACCGACAUGACAAGCGGAGAAAAGGUUGCUGUCAAAGUCGACCGUUUCGAGAAGAUAAACUCGACUGUGAGUAAAGAAAGCAUUAUUUACCGCAUACUUCAGAGCGGGGAAGGUUUCCCGAAGGUCAGGUGGAGCGGGAGAGAGGGAAGCUACAAUGUCAUGGUAAUUGAUCUUCUAGGACCAAGUCUUCAGAAAUGCUUUGACCUCUGCAAUUAUAAAUUCAGUUUAAAGACAGUUUUGCUCCUUGCAGAUCAGAUGAUAAGUAGACUGGAAUAUUUGCAUUUUAAAGGUUUCGUCCACAGGGAUAUUUCUCCAGUAAAUUUUCUGGUCGGGUUAGGUGAUAUGAGUCACGUGGUCUACAGCAUUGACUUUGGUUUGUCAAAACCUUAUCGAGAUGCAUACACAGGCCGACACUGGCCGUACCGCCGUACUGGAUUCGCUGGAACACAGUUAUAUUCAAGCAUCAGCGCACAGAAAGGCUAUCAGCAGAGUCGGAGAGAGAAACAGAAUCUGUGGGCUAUGUUUUAUUACAUUUUCUACUUGGGCGAUUACCCUGGCAGGGGAUUAAAGUUUCCAAAUCAAAGCGUCGCACUACAACUUUCCAGAUGAAACAAAAUACAACAAUAGACAGUCUAUGUAAGGGUCUUCCAGCGGAAUUCUCCAAAUAUGUCGCAAUUAGUCGAUCCCUUAAGUUUGAAGAGGAACCAGAUUAUUCUUACCUUCGAGGUCUGUUUAGAAAUGUAUUACAAAGACACAACUUCACAUCAGAUUAUAAGUUUGACUGGGACGUUGUUAACGGUACCUGUCAAAUGAGAAAGAUACCUUAAGACUUUCAAACACAUUAUAAAAUAUGGAAAAGGAUAAAUGCUGAUAAGUUUGUUUUGUUCACAAACAGUAACUGAAAACUUCUUUCGUCAGUUUUCGAAAACGUUUGGUUUGCAAAUUAGAGAACAAGUAGAUAUUAAAAAACACCUUAAAAGCAUAAAAGGUAAUGACGUUAUUUUUCGGGCGGAAUGUUAAAUAGUCUUAUGUUAAUAAAUUA
Molecule: messenger RNA, 1673 nt
Organism: Mizuhopecten yessoensis (Yesso scallop)
Lineage: Eukaryota; Metazoa; Mollusca; Bivalvia; Pectinida; Pectinidae
Product: casein kinase I-like
Exons: 2
Coding region: 161-1240 (359 amino acids)
Biological process (GO): signal transduction; peptidyl-serine phosphorylation
Cellular component (GO): nucleus; cytoplasm
Molecular function (GO): protein serine/threonine kinase activity; ATP binding
Source: RefSeq, a predicted model, not a curated record